AUGGGUCCAGACACGCCAGGAUCUCUAAUAAGAACAGAUCCAAAUAGUGGCGCACACAUCAUGAAGUUCUUAAUGGGAACCCCGCCCUUCGAUAUUUAUGCAAUGGCUGAUACUGGGAGCCAUCUACUAUGGACGCAAUGUGAACCGUGUAAGGCUUGCUACAAAUCAAAUUUUGGCAUUUUUGAUCCAAGCAAAUCCUCAACUUAUAGGAAGAUUAAUUGUCGUGCAAGAGAUUGUAGACUCGUCGGUCAUUUCAAACCACAAGACUAUGAACCAAACUAUUGUAGAGAAGAUGGUAAAAGACCAUGCCUUUAUAGCUACUCGUAUGCAGACACGGCAACAACGACUGGUGUAUUGUCUAAAGAAACAGUUACCCUGUCCACUACCAGUAGAGUUGUAACUCUACAAAAUAUUGUCUUUGGGUGUGGGUAUGCGAAUAAUGAAACUGUUAAUUCUGGAAAUGAAAUGGGAGUUAUAGGGCUUGGGCGUGGGCCCUUGUCAUUUGUUUCUCAGAUAGCUCCUUAUGUUGGAGGCAAAAAGUUCUCGCAUUGCCUCGUAGAUGAGGAUUCUGAUAAAAUAAGUAAGAUUUUUUUCGGGAAUGGGAGUGAAGUUUUGGGUGAAGGGGUGGUGUCAACACCUUUGGUCGAUACAACCCCAGAAGAGAUGAGUUAUUUUGUGACAGUAACAGGAAUUUCCUUCGGGAAUGAAUUUGUCUCUUAUAACUCAAUUGGAACAUUGCUCAAGAAAGGUAACGUGGUAAUCGAUUCUGGUACACCUGUGACACGUUUGCCACAAGAUUUUUUCGACCGGAUAGUAAUCCAAUUAAAAAAGAUGGUUAAAUUAGAGUCAUUCGUUAAAAGUUACGUGACAAGUAGUACAAGUAAUCUUUGCUUCAACACCACGACGCCUCCAAAAUUACCGACUGUUUCUGUACAUUUUGAAGGUGGUGGCAAGCUGCAAUUAGCAGAUAAACAAUUACUUUAUGGAGAAGAGGAAGAUGUAUUUUGCUUUGGAUUGGCAAAACACACAAUCGACGGCAAGGACUUUAGCAAUGUCGGUAUAUAUGGAGGUCAACUUCAGACUAAUAUGUUUAUUGGUUUUGAUCUGGACAAAAAUUUGAUUUCCUUCAAGCCAACUAAUUGCGAAAACCUCUAA
Messenger RNA from Fragaria vesca subsp. vesca, 1155 nucleotides. RefSeq names its product aspartic proteinase CDR1-like. The transcript has a single exon. The record is from RefSeq and is a predicted model, not a curated record. NCBI's taxonomy places the organism in Eukaryota, Viridiplantae, Streptophyta, Magnoliopsida, Rosales, Rosaceae. Bases 1 to 1155 code for a protein of 384 amino acids. Gene Ontology annotation, cellular component: extracellular region.